Molecule: messenger RNA, 2668 nt
Organism: Bombus pyrosoma
Lineage: Eukaryota; Metazoa; Arthropoda; Insecta; Hymenoptera; Apidae
Product: mediator of RNA polymerase II transcription subunit 30-like
Exons: 4
Coding region: 1705-2589 (294 amino acids)
Biological process (GO): positive regulation of DNA-templated transcription
Cellular component (GO): mediator complex
Molecular function (GO): transcription coregulator activity
Source: RefSeq, a predicted model, not a curated record
UUAGAAUAUUAAUGUUAUACAUUUACGUAUGUAUAAUAGAAUUUUGAACAGCAAAAAGUAUAACGUAUACUCACUUACUAGAUUCUCAAUGUACGUAUAUUGUGAAAUAUACAUGAAAACAAACUAGAAAACAUGACGUCUGUAAAACGUAAGUAUAUGCAUAUAUUCUUAUUAUAAAUAGUAUUAUAUUCUAAAGAUAUGGCUGUAUAUUAUUUAUAUAUAUAUAAUUUAGUAUAUAAUAUAUAUAUAUAUAAUGACGGGCGGAAGAAAGUUUAAAGGAUAUCACUUUAUUAUAAUUUUAAGAAUGAGAAUUCUAUUCUACAAAAACAAUGAAUAGAUAUAUUUCAAAAUAGACGAUUGUUACUAAUCAUACUACAUUAUUGCCAUUAUUGAUUGCAAGAAUUUAUAUUUACAUAACUCUCCCUGUCAAAAUUUUAUUUUAAUAAGAUAACCUUUCAGGGUAAUAUCGUGUUUUAUAUACAUUAUUUUUUAAAUACAACAUAAUAACAGAGAGAAAACGAGAGUGCUCACGGUUAUGCUUCUGGUUGUUCCCGGACUAGUGCUACACCAUGCGGCGAAGUGCCGAAGGUCGCACAAGCCAGCAUAUACAAAACCCAAUAAAAUUAGGGAUGUGCUCUAUUUGAUUGUAUGCUAGCAUAGACAGGAACCUAUUAAGUUCAACGCUACAAGAACACUUGCAUUUUAGCAUUUUAGUGACAUUUUAGGAUUUAGAAUAACAUAAUUACAUAGUCCUUUUUCAAUUCAAGAUCGAAUAUCGAUAAGCCAACAAUAGAAUAAUAAAUCUUUUAUAUUAUUGGCCCUUUUUUAUGACUUUUUUAUCAAUAUGCCCGUAAUAUUUUUUAAUUAAAAUGAUAUGGUAUUGUAAGCGAAUUUCAAGGAAAUAUAACUAUUAUUUAUAUAAACGCAUCCCGAUUUAUCCAAGAUGCCGCAUUUAUUCAGGAUGGUCUCAGAUAGAAAAGUAGGUACGAACAUUUCCGUAGAGCCGUACAAUUAAUUAGGUUCUUGUAGCAUGGAACUCAAUAGGCUCUUGUCUGCGUUAGUAUGUAACUAAACAAGGCAGAUUUCUAACUUUAAACUUAAAUACAUAGAUUCUUGUAUACGCCAGCGUGUUCCACCUUCAACACUAUACCGCAUGGGGCAGCACCUGUACUGUGAAACAACCAGAAGUACGGGGGUGAGCACUCUCAUCUCCUCUCUAGUUCUAUUGGAACGCGUCGUGAUCGCUGACAUUAUGUGCGCAAUACAGAUGCGCGAUGUGAUGUCAACAACGUGUGUGUAAGAUGUAAAUUGUGCCUUUUACGUUGCACAUGUUAGUGGAAAUGUGCAUAUUUUAUUAUUGUUUCUCUGCUAAUGGCGUGAUUCUGUAAUUUUCGAUUUAUGAACAAGUAAGAAACAUAUCGUAACAAAAAAUAUUGAUUUCGAAAGUUAAUAUAAUUUAUGACUUUUAGGAUUAGCAUUUUAAUGAUUAUUUUGGUUGUCACAUUUGAAGAUAAAAUAUCAGCUAUUUGAAGACAAAUUUUUUAAAUAAAAGUGUUGUCUGGAACCGUAAAAUAUAUAUAAAUAGCCAAAAUAUAGCAUUAAAAGGGUACUUAACCUAACAAUUUUCUAAUUAUUGCCUGAUUUUCUUUAGGCUGUAAUCAAUUUAAUUUUUCAAAUUUAAAGUUGUGACAAGAUCGAAAUAACAUGGCUGGUCAACAACAUCCAUUUCCAUCUGGGUUCCCUAGUGUACAACAAUCUGCAAUGAGAACGCAGUUUGGCGGAGGACAGAUGGUAUCUGGCUUAAUGGGGCCACAACAAGGUAGUAUGGUAAAUCCACAACAAUUUGGAGUUGGUGUAGGAGUUGGAGUUGGUGUAGGUGGAGUAGGCUCUAAUACUAUGGGUAUGCCCAGUGCUCAACAAGUAUUAGCACAACAGCAACAACAACAACAAUCAGUUGCAAUGCAACAACAAGUACAACAGAUGCAACAGCAACAAUUACAAUUACAACAACAGCAACAAGCUGCAAUGGUACAACAGAGUAAUCAAGCAGGCAACCAAGCUGCAACACAACAAACUCCUGUUCCACCUACGCAACCACCACCUCAACAACAACAACACAAUAAAGAGUUUAACACUGCUAGUUUAUGCAGAUUUGGUCAAGAAACUGUACAAGAUAUUGUUAGUCGCACUCUGGAAGUCUUCCAAACAUUGAGAGUUCUUCAACCCCCAAAUGGCAUGGCACAAGGUGCAAAUUUAGCUAAUGAAAAAAAGAACAAAGUACAAGAACAAUUAAGGACACUUAAGUUAUUAUUUAGACGUUUGAGAGUAAUUUAUGAAAAAUGUAAUGAAAACUGUCAACUUCAAGGUAUGGAAUAUACGCAUAUAGAAAGUCUAAUUCCUUUAAAAGAGGAAUGGGAUAUGAAAUCCGAUGAGAAAAAGACUUCUGAAGCCUACAGACUUGCUUGUGAGGAAAGUAAAGAAAUCAUGGAACAAGUGGUAUUAAAAAAUAGACAUCUUAAAGAAAUCAUUGAUCACUUAAGACGUAUUAUUUCGGAAAUAAAUACAAUGUUAAAUAUGCGUCGUUCGUGAAUUGUAAAAUGUAAAUAAAUAUUUAUAUAAGUUACUAAAAAAAAAGUUGAAAAAUAAAAGUAUUCUUUCCUAUGUAACA